UAUCACUACUGGACUAGUCACUAGUAGUAGUAUCAUCGCUACAUGUAUACUUGCAACCAUUGAGCUCAUUAGCAUCCUUGCACGCAAAUAAAUUCUUUCUGUCUUAUCUGUCUAACAAGAAGCUAAAUCAAUGUUUUACCGUGCGGCUUACCGUUUCCCGACUACCUUGUACAGGGCCAGACGAUCGCCUUCAGCUCGAUAUUUGCAUCGAGUUACGGCAGACUUCCAGAACCACGACUCAAAAGGGAAUCUAGUCACUGAAAAGGUCCCUGUCAUCGCCGGUGAUCCAGGAGAAACCUACCUUAUGGUGUAUCCAGAAGUCGGCAGCGCUUUCCGUGCUGCUGCAAAGAAAGAACAUAUCUCUGCGCCUGUUGCGGACGUUAUACCAACAUGCAAACUGAUGUUCUUCCAUGAAUCGCAACAUUUUGGGUUUGUAUCGCCCAGUUAUCCUCGCCUCUACGCACCAACGCACAUCCCACGCCAAACGGAGUCAAGUAUAUCCCCUGCGACUUUGUUUCUGGAUGGGAAAAUGCAUGAGUUUGUUCUAGAUGGGACUGCAGAUGCUCAGUUUGCUUAUCAUGCAAGCGCUAGUGCACAGAAUCUCAAGCAUGUCUUGGAAGAGUUGAAGGAUGUGUGAGGAGACUUACUUCUUUUCUUUGCGAGCACAUCUAAUGACCAAGGAUCUAUCGGAUAUCGUUAAGCAGUACUAAUGAUGAUAGGCAUGUUUCGCAUAAAUCAUGUCAUAUCUUAAUGAUGCUUGAUACUAACCUUGAUCUUGCUAAAGAAACUAUUCUAGCUGGAUUGCUAGAGUGCAGAUAUUGAAUGUCAUCCGAAAUAUUUCCCAAAACCUAAUUUUUCUUCGAUUAUCGCUUAAGGCGGGUUAAGUAUGAGAUCUAGAUUUUACUUCGGGUAGAGACUCUACUCCUUGUUGUAUAAAAGGCCAGCCUCUUGGUCCAAGCAUCAAGCGCACGACUGUGUCUUCAGUGGUGUCAAAAGCAGUCACUUCAUCGCAUGGUAGGC
Messenger RNA from Aspergillus piperis CBS 112811, 1020 nucleotides. RefSeq lists its product as uncharacterized. The transcript has 3 exons. Lineage: Eukaryota; Fungi; Ascomycota; Eurotiomycetes; Eurotiales; Aspergillaceae. The record is from RefSeq and is a predicted model, not a curated record. The coding region runs from base 131 to 637 and encodes 168 amino acids.